This is a messenger RNA of Aphanomyces astaci, 1294 nucleotides long. RefSeq lists its product as hypothetical. Gene Ontology annotation, biological process: RNA (guanine-N7)-methylation. Bases 25 to 1020 code for a protein of 331 amino acids. The record is from RefSeq and is a predicted model, not a curated record. Gene Ontology annotation, molecular function: tRNA (guanine(46)-N7)-methyltransferase activity; protein binding. Gene Ontology annotation, cellular component: cytosol; tRNA methyltransferase complex; nucleus. The transcript has 4 exons. NCBI's taxonomy places the organism in Eukaryota, Oomycota, Saprolegniomycetes, Saprolegniales, Verrucalvaceae.
CACGCAAAUUCCGCUGCAUUCAAGAUGGUGCUUGCAACGCGCGCCAGUGUCUUUGCCUGUGCUUAUGGCCCCCACAUCCUCGUCUCCACCGGCAAGGAAUCUGCCCAGUUCUCUGUGGCCGCCCAAGUGGUCGCGCUAGCGUUCAACGCCGACGCCAGUGUGCUGCUCGUGGCCUCUCAAGACAAACAGUUGGCCGCAUACAAGGUCGAUACACAGGCGGGUCAUUUGCAGACGUCGUUGGUGGAGGCCCGCGAAGUCCCUCGCAACGCCACAAGUAUGGUCACCUCGCGCAAGACGUUGGCCGACGGCACCCAACAGGACGCCGUGCUCAUCGCUGUGAAUGCCGGCGAAGUCAUGGCGUACCCCGUGCCCCAUGUUUCGAGUCACGAGGGCAAGAGUUUGCUGGCGCACACAACCUCCAUCGUCACGGACGUGGCCAUCAACACCGACAACACGUUGCUGCUGUCUGCGGACCGCGACGAGAAGAUCCGCGUGUCGAACUUCCCCACCACGGCGCUCGUGCAAAGCUACUGCCUCGGGCAUCGCCAAUGCGUGCGCAAGCUAGCCACCAGCGUCACAACCCCGUCGCUCUUUGUGUCGGUGGGGCUGGACGAUACGCUCAAACUGUGGGAGAUGACGACUGGUGAGUUGUUGGACUCGGCUAGCUUGACGGGUGUAGAAACCUCCGCCGACGAGACCAAGCAGUGCGGCCUGGCCGUGUGUCCGUUGACCAAUCACGUGGCGGUGGUGCGCAACAACACAAAGCACGUCGACUUCUUCACCAUCGAAGACAAGGUGCUUCGGCACAUUCGCCACGAAGUGCCGAGCGAGGCGCAGCCGACCCACGUCCAGUUUUUGGCUGACGGGCGACUCGCGGUCGCGUACAAGCAGGCGCCGUUCCUGGAACUGUUUGAAGUGGGCGCCUCCAGCGUCAAGGUUGUGGACAUCCCGAACGUCCACACGUUUGCAGAGCUGGCGGAAAUCACCGUCUUGGGUGAGUGUGUGAAGAUGGUUCAAUAAGAGACUUAUGAAGGGAGGCGUAGGGGAUGCAAAUGAAGAGGACGGGGACUCGGACGACGGCGAAUUGCGCAAGAAGAAGCUCAAGCCGACGCAUUGGAAGGCCAAGUUGCCUGGGAGCAGAGCUACCACCGAAGGCACAACCAACGACGAGUAAACUGUUGUGUCGUAACAACGACCCUUACCGUCGUCAAUCCGUCGCUAGAGUAGUAGUGUAAACGCCCCAUAAGCCACCUCCAAGUAGUACUUGACAUGCCAUUUGAUUCUCAAUCUCGAC